Messenger RNA from Populus nigra (black poplar), 2354 nucleotides. RefSeq names its product ultraviolet-B receptor UVR8-like. The record is from RefSeq and is a predicted model, not a curated record. The transcript has 7 exons. NCBI's taxonomy places the organism in Eukaryota, Viridiplantae, Streptophyta, Magnoliopsida, Malpighiales, Salicaceae. Bases 484 to 2100 code for a protein of 538 amino acids.
CACCCUCUCUAUCAUCAUCCACUACACAUCUAAUUCCAUUUUUUUCUCUUUAUAUAUCUAACCUUUGAUCAUCAUCAUCUCUCGUAUUUUUGCAUCCACUGAUCUCCCUUUUGAGAUUUUCUCGGUUUGCUCUUUGAUCAAUUAAAGGUAGAGCUUUCAGUCGUGAAACAUUUAUGUUUUUUUCUUGAUUUGGUUCACUGGUGAUUGGCUGGCCAGAUCAGGGAGAAACAGGAGGAACAACAUGGGGUUUCUUGGAAAAUCUUGUAGGGGCUUUUUGUUUCCCAUUUGUUGACUUGUUGGCAGAGAAUUUAAAGAAAAAAUAAAGGGUUUGCAGAAACAGAGGAUAUUGAACCAGAGAAGCAGGGGAGACUGAGAAUUUGAGAUUUGGGUUUGAUUUGAGAAUUGAACUUUGCUGAUAGAUUUAUAAUUUAAGCUAUUUAAAUCCUCUACCCUGCAACGUUCAGGCACUGCGAUAAUUUGGCAAUGCCCAUGGAUGCCACUACGAGUGGAACCCCAACUAUACAAUACCAUAACAUCAAUGAUCAGCCUGUCACUGUCACAGCCAUUGUUGCUGUUCCUGUUUCAACAUAUCAGCGAAAUCAGCGCCAUUGUUUUGGGGACUUGAUUCCUGGAGAAUUCCCGUUAGCUACCAAUCCAUCAAUUGUCCUUCAUGUUCUCACCGCGUGUAACUUGGAUCCUCAAGAUCUUGCAAAACUAGAGGCAACAUGCUCCUUCUUUAGGCAGCCAGCAAACUUCCCCCCCGACAAUGAAUUAUCCAUAUCAGAGCUUGCUGCUCUGGAUAUGUGUCAAAAAAGAGCCAUAUUUAAGCCAAUGGCACCUGAAGAACGCCAAGAUUUGAAACAAAGAUGCGGGGGCUCGUGGAAACUGGUCCUGCGAUUUUUGCUGGCUGGAGAAGCAUGUUGCAGGAGGGAGAGAUCCCAGGCAAUUGCAGGACCUGGUCACAGUAUUGCUGUGACAUCGAAUGGAGUAGUUUACUCCUUUGGCUCUAAUAGCUCAGGACAACUUGGGCAUGGCACCACUGAAGAGGAGUGGCGACCUCGGCAAAUCAGAUCCCUCCGAGGCAUUCGAAUUAUCCAAGCAGCUGCUGGACCUGGUAGGACAAUGCUGAUUAGUGAUGCUGGGCAGGUUUAUGCCUUUGGAAAGGAUUCCUUUGGUGAAGCUGAGUACGGAGCUCAAGGAUCUAAAAUGGUUACAACUCCACAGCUGGUUGAGUCCUUGAAAAACAUAUUUGUGGUGCAAGCUGUGAUAGGAAAUUUUUUCACUGCUGUAUUGUCCAGAGAAGGAAGGGUUUAUACAUUUUCUUGGGGAAAUGAUGGCAGAAUUGGUCAUCAGACAGAGCCAAAUGAUGUUGAACCCCAUCCUUUGUUGGGGGCACUUGAGAACAUUCCAGUGGUACAAAUUGCAGCUGGAUACUGUUACCUUCUUGCUCUGGCCUGUCAUCCUAGUGGCAUGUCAGUAUACUCUGUUGGAUGUGGCUUGGGUGGGAAGCUUGGACAUGGAUCAAGAACUGAUGAGAAAUACCCCCGAUUGAUAGAACAGUUCCAGCUUUUGAACCUUCAGCCAAUGGUGGUUGCUGCUGGUGCAUGGCAUGCUGCUGUGGUAGGAAGGGAUGGACGGGUUUGCACAUGGGGUUGGGGUCGCUAUGGGUGUUUGGGCCAUGGAAAUGAAGAGUGUGAAUCAGUUCCUAAGGUGGUGGAAGCAUUGAGCAAGGUCAAAGCUGUUAAUGUUGCUACAGGGGAUUACACAACCUUCGUGGUUUCUGAUGACGGUGACGUAUACUCAUUUGGUUGUGGUGAAUCUGCUAGUCUAGGUCAUAAUGCUGCUGCUGAUGAACAGGGAAAUAGGCAUGUCAAUGUGUUAAGCCCAGAGCUAGUAACAUCAUUGAAGGAGGUGAAGGAGCGAGUAGUGCAGAUCAGCCUAACCAAUUCCAUAUACUGGAAUGCCCACACCUUUGCACUCACUGAAUCUGGGAAACUGUAUGCAUUUGGUGCCGGAGACAAAGGGCAGCUUGGUAUGGAACUUGUCAACAACCAAAGCGAAAGGGGGAAUCCAGAACGCGUGGAUGUGGAUCUAAGGUAGAAAUUAAUUAUACCGCAUCCCCACUGUUCCUCCUCGAGCUAUCCUAGUAUCAUUUACCAUCAUCACACAUUGCAUUUGAUGUUUAGAUUUCCUUGUUUAUUCUGUACAUAGGAAACAGAAAGACAAUCGUUAAGAUUUAAGGCUAGGUAGUAAUGGCCAAAGCUCAUUCAUGUAUAUGAUAACAUUUAAAAAGAUGACUAGUGCUUGGCUGCAAGUUGUUAAUAAUUCAUGCAUUGGUUAACGUUCAUCAAUAA